Molecule: messenger RNA, 537 nt
Organism: Gigantopelta aegis
Lineage: Eukaryota; Metazoa; Mollusca; Gastropoda; Neomphalida; Peltospiridae
Product: putative protein TPRXL
Exons: 1
Coding region: 1-537 (178 amino acids)
Source: RefSeq, a predicted model, not a curated record
AUGCCCUCCACCUCCGUGCCCUCCACCUCCGUGUCCUCCUCCUCCGUGCUCUCCCCCUCCGUGCCCUCCUCCGUGCCCUCCGCCUCCGUGCCCUCCUCCACCGUGCUCUCCGCCUCCGUGCCCUCCUCCACCAUGCCCUCCACCUCCGUGUCCUCCUCCUCCGUGCUCUCCCCCUCCGUGCCCUCCUCCUCCGUGCCCUCCGCCUCCGUGCCCUCCUCCGUGUCCUCCUCCGUGCUCUCCCCCUCCGUGCCCUCCCCCUCCGUGUUCUCCUUCUCCGUGCCCUCCUCCGUGUCCUUCACCGUGUGCUGCGUGCCCUCCUCCACCGUGUGCUGCGUGCCCUCCUCCGCCAUGACCCCCACCGUGCCCUUCUCCUCCAUGCCCUCCGCCUCCGUGUCCUCCUCCGUGCCCCCCACCGUGCGCUCCUCCUCCGUGUCCACCUCCGUGUGCUGCAUUCCCGCCUCCGUGUCCUUCCUUUUUGUGUCCCCCGUGUGCUCCGUGUGCUCCGUGUCCCCCGUGUGCGGGCGCUGUAGUUACUAG